Microthlaspi erraticum is the source of this 330-nucleotide messenger RNA. The record is from the annotation of a GenBank genome assembly. Lineage: Eukaryota; Viridiplantae; Streptophyta; Magnoliopsida; Brassicales; Brassicaceae.
AUGGCCGGCUUUGAAUGCACAUGUAACGCUCCUCCCCCUUCAUUUCUCCUUACCCGCUAUAAAAACCUUCACCGAGAGAUCCCGUCUCUCUCAUCUCAGAAUCUGUUCGUGACCCACAAAAAUUCAACUUCCUCAGACGUGACGCACCGCCAGUGUCUCUCAUCACUAACACGGUUACCUCUCAUCACGAUCGGUUCCGUUUAUUUUACCGGUUCUCGGUCUCCGACGCCAUGUCUCUCUCAUGUCGCUUUAUCAUCCUCUCCACGGAUCUGUAGGUUUAACACCGUCGGGUAUCCUUUCUGGGUUUCUAACUUCAGCUCUGUAUGCUAA